Cryptococcus amylolentus CBS 6039 is the source of this 498-nucleotide messenger RNA. RefSeq lists its product as hypothetical. Lineage: Eukaryota; Fungi; Basidiomycota; Tremellomycetes; Tremellales; Cryptococcaceae. The transcript has 3 exons. The coding region runs from base 1 to 498 and encodes 165 amino acids. The record is from RefSeq and is a predicted model, not a curated record.
AUGCCCCCUCAGCGCCCCUCUGCUCCUCAAACCCCCGCCUCCAAGCACAGUCGAGAAUUGAAGCCUGCAAGAAGAGUCGUAUGGAUCAGGAAUCCCCUGGACAUACUGGCAGAUGCUGUAGACAUUCUCGAUCGGACGAGUCCGCCUCGUGUUGAGGGCAGGGGUAUUCCUUGUGACGUCCCGGCAGAACGACGACGUCCUCGCUAUCACGACCUGCCGUUUACGCCCCCUUCCAGCACACACGCUACACAGCGUCCUCGUAUCGUGGCAUCCGACACCACUUCCCGCCUCUCCAAGCGCCUCCACCAUGCAACGCUCGCUCCCUUAUCUCCUGUCGCCGCCCACCUCCAACCCACCAGGCUCCUUCGCAGUCCCGAGAUCCACAAAUUCGGGUCUCGUAGAUCAGAGGGAAUUAGGAGGGAGACCCUCGUGCAGUCUACCCCACCCUUACACAUCAACGAGCGGGCCCUAUCCCUCUCCACCCCCUUGUUCUCCUGA